GUGGAAUGAUACUUCAAUAACAUGGAUACAACUGAAACAGGUGGGAACAUUUUCCUUCAGCCGUAAAUGAGAAGAGAAGAUUUGUUGGAUGUGUUCACGAAGAUAAGGAGUUACUAGAGUGUGCACGUGGAGAAACUAUUUCCAUUGGCAGAAGGAUUGCUAAGCUCAAAGCACAGUGAUUGAAGAUAACUGGCAAAUUUUAACCAGUAGAGAGCUGAGAAGACUUUUUUUGACACAAAGACUUGUUACGAUUUGGAAUUGAGUGCCAUAAAGUUCAUGACGAGCAGCAGCCUCUCUGCUCGAUCAAGUAAAGGUACUCUGAGAAUAUGGCUAGUUUCUGGACACAGCUGGGAUUGCUACUCUGGAAGAAUUUUACGUAUAGAAGGAGACAAACAUUUCAGUUGUUGAUAGAGGUGGCGUGGCCUCUUUUUCUGUUCUUCAUAUUGAUCUCUGUGCGAUUGUCCUACCCUCCAUAUGAGCAGCAUGAGUGCCACUUCCCAAACAAGGCAAUGCCAUCUGCUGGGACUCUGCCGUGGAUUCAAGGAAUUAUUUGUAAUGCAAACAACCCCUGUUUCCGCUACCCAACACCAGGUGAAUCCCCAGGAGUGGUUGGAAAUUUUGAUAAAUCGAUAAUCUCUCGCCUGUUUUAUGAUGCCAAGAAGAUUCUUCUCUACAGCCAAACGGAUGGCAACAUGGGAGCCUUUCACAACCUGUUUGAAGCACUAAAGAAAUUCAGCAAUUCUACUUCAGAUCUUAGGCUCCGGGAUUUCUUGGUCGAGAAUGAGACGCUGUCGGAAUUUCUGCAUCAAGAUAUGUCAUUUGACCAUGAUGCAGUGGAACAGAUCCUAGAUGCUCAUGUAAAUUUUGGAAAGGUCAUUACAGAGGGGCAAGGAUUACAGCUGAAGGACCUUUGUGAUGGCCCAAAACUGAAGGACUUUGUUAUCAUUGGAGAUCACUCCACAGCCACUAACACCCAAUCUCUUAUUUGUACCUUAUCUGAGGCAGAACUGAAAAAAGUCGAACUAACAUUCUUUUUGAACCUGGAUAUUUUAAAGUUAAUACAUAAAGGAUUGAUCACUAAUCCUAAAGAAGCAUUGAAUGUAACUGAAGCCUUGGAUGAAGUUCUGCAAAAUCUCAUGAUUCUAGCCAAAGAGCUACUGGAAGUGAAGAGUUGGACUGACAUGCGAAGAGAGGUGAUGUUACUGACCAAUGAGAAUACGACAGGGUCACCCCAAGAGGUGUACCAAGCCGUGACAAGAAUUGUGUGUGGCCAUCCCGAAGGUGGUGGAUUAAAGAUCAAGUCCCUGAAUUGGUAUGAGGACAACAACUACAAAUAUCUUUUGGGUAGAAAUGGCACGGACGAUGAUGAUGCCGCACACUAUGACAACUCAACAACGCCAUACUGCAAUGACCUGAUGAGGAACUUGGAAUCUAAUCCCAUCUCUAAAAUGAUCUGGAGGGUAAUGAAGCCAUUGCUGGUUGGUAAAGUGCUGUACACUCCUGAUACCCCUAUGACUCGAAGAAUUGUUCAGGAGGUUAAUGAGACCUUUCAAGAGCUGAGUGUCUUCAAAGAGAUUGGAGAGAUGUGGAAAGAGACUGGACCAAAGAUCUGGGAGUUUAUGGAAAGAAGUCAGGCAAUGGAUUUGAUUCGAAGCCUACUAAAGAAGCAGGUUACAGCAAAUUACAUUGAUUCAAAGCUAGAUGGAACCUCUUGGUCAGCCGCUGACCUCUCCAAGUUUCUUGCCAAAUAUCCAGAAGAGGUUCAACAUCCAAACGGGUCCUCGUACACCUGGAGAGAGGUUUACAAUGAGACCGAACAGGCAAUUCACAAAAUAUCACUCGCUAUGGAGUGCGUGAAGUGGGAUAAGUUAGAGGCUGUGUCCACUGAGGAGAAACUGAUAAACAAAUCAAUGGAGCUGCUGGAUGAAAGGAAAUUCUGGGCGGGAAUUGUCUUCCUGGACUUUGAUUCAAACAGUACAAAACCAACAGAGCACAUCAAGUACAAAAUUCGAAUGGAUAUAGACAACGUGGAGAGAACAAACAAGAUCAUGGACGGGUAUUGGGAUCCUGGACCUCGUGCUGACCCAUUUGAAGACCUCCGUUAUAUUUGGGGUGGCUUCUCGUACCUCCAGGAUAUAAUAGAGCAUGCAAUCAUCCGCACCGUGACCGGGAGGAAGGAGAAAACUGGCGUGUACAUUCAGCAAAUGCCAUACCCCUGCUACGUGGAUGAUCUAUUUCUUCGUGUUCUGAGCCAGUCACUACCUCUUUUCACCACUCUGGCCUGGAUCUACUCUGUCGCUGUGAUAAUCAAAGGGAUAGUAUAUGAGAAAGAAGCACGUCUCAAGGAGACCAUGAGGAUUAUGGGUCUGGGUAGUGGCACACUGUGGUUCAGCUGGUUCAUCAGCAGUUUAAUCCCUCUUCUCGUCAGUGCUGCCUUGCUGGUGGUAAUUCUAAAGGAAGGAAACAUAUUGCCAUACAGCAACCCCAUUGCUGUCUUCACAUUCCUUGCGGUUUUUGGUGUGGUCACCAUCUUGCAAUGCUUUUUGAUCAGCACCAUGUUUUCAAAGGCUAACCUAGCAGCAGCCUGUGGAGGGAUUAUCUACUUUACCCUGUACCUUCCUUAUGUCCUCUGUAUGGCUUGGCAGGAGUAUACAACCUACUCAAUCAAAAUCAUUGCCAGCCUGCUCUCCCCAGUCGCCUUUGGCUUUGGUUUUGACUACUUUGCUCAAUUCGAAGAGCAGGGAAUUGGGGUCCAGUGGCAUAACCUCUUCUCGAGUCCAUCGAAAGGCGAUGAGUACAACAUCACCACAUCCAUCAUCCUCAUGAUCAUUGACACAUUCCUGUAUGGAGUUCUAACUUGGUACAUUGAGGCAGUUUUCCCAGGACAAUAUGGCAUUCCCAAGCCAUGGUAUUUUCCUUUUACCAAAUCCUAUUGGUGCGGAGAUACAAUUCAGAACAUUAAGCAGACUCCAUCUGCUAAGAAUACAAAUUCACAAAUCUGUGUGGAAGAGGAGCCGAGUCACCUCACACUUGGUGUCUCCAUUCAAAACCUGGUCAAGAUUUACCGUAAUGGCAAGAAGUUGGCAGUCGAUGGACUCAGUCUCAGCUUUUACGAAGGGCAGAUCACAUCUUUCCUAGGACAUAAUGGAGCUGGCAAAACCACUACUAUGUCAAUAUUGACCGGAUUGUUUCCGCCAACAUCUGGAACAGCUUAUAUUCUGGGAAAAGAUAUCUGUUCUGACCUCGAUUCCAUUCGGCAAAGCCUGGGUGUGUGCCCACAGCACAAUGUCCUUUUUGAUUUGCUUACUGUAGAGGAACAUGUUUGGUUUUAUGCACGACUAAAAGGACUGUCAAGGAGUGAGGUGAAGACAGAGGUGGAGCAGAUGGUCUUGGAUGUGGGGCUGCCCAACAAACGUAAAGAAACAACCAACAAGCUUUCAGGCGGAAUGCAACGUAAACUUUCAGUGGCCCUUGCAUUUGUUGGCGGCUCGAAAGUUGUCAUCUUGGAUGAACCAACUGCUGGAGUUGACCCUUAUUCCCGCCGAGGGAUAUGGGAUCUACUGCUGAAAUAUCGGCAAGGUCGGACCAUUAUCCUCUCUACACAUCAUAUGGAUGAGGCAGAUAUGCUGGGAGACCGGAUUGCCAUUAUUUCUAAUGGCAAGCUAUGCUGUUGUGGAUCAUCAUUGUACCUAAAGAACCAAUUAGGAACAGGCUACUACCUCACUCUGGUCAAGAAAGAUUUAGAGCCAUCUCUCAGCUCCUGUAGAAACAGCAGCAGCACCAUGUCCUACUUAAAAAAGGAGGACAGUGUUUCUCAAAGCAGCUCUGAUGCUGGGCUUGGCAGUGAUCAAGAAAGUGAUACCAUCACUAUAGAUGUUUCAGCCAUUUCCAAUCUCAUCUUGAAGCACAUUCCAAAGGCUCGCUUGGUUGAAGAUAUUGGCCAUGAACUGACUUAUGUGCUGCCUUAUGAGGCUGCUAAAGAUGGGGCUUUUGUGGAACUUUUCCAUGAGAUUGAUGACAGACUCUCUGACCUUGGAAUUUCCAGUUACGGAAUUUCCGACACUACUCUGGAAGAAAUUUUCCUUAAGGUUGCUGAGGAUAAUGGAGUGGAUACGGAAACGUCAGAUGGCAUGAUUCCAGCUUGCCGAAACCGGAGAUCGAGAUUUGUGGACAGACAGAGUUGCUUGAGACCGUUCACUGAUGAUGCUGCUGACGUUAAUGACUCAGAUGGUGAUCCAGAGGCCCGUGAAACGGACUUCCUGAGUGGAAUGGAUGGGAAAGGUUCUUACUCAGUAAGAGGCUGGAACCUUUUUAGGCAGCAGUUUGUGGCCUUGUUCUGGAAGAGGUUGAUUUAUGCAAAACGCAGCCGGAAAGGAAUCUUUGCUCAGAUCGUACUACCUGCUGUGUUUGUGUGUAUUGCACUGGUGUUCAGUCUGAUUGUGCCUCCAUUUGGUAAAUAUCCCAGCUUAGAACUGCACCCCUGGAUGUAUGAUGAACAGUAUACUUUCAUUAGUAAUGAUGCUCCCGGAAAUGAGCACACAGAAAAAUUGCUCAACUCUCUUGUUAAUAAGCCAGGGUUCGGCACUCGGUGUAUGAAAGGAAAUCCCAUUCUUGAUAAUCCCUGUGAGCCUGCAGCUGCAGAGUGGAUCACUCCUUCUGUAUCGGAUUCUAUAAUGGAUGUCUUUCUCAAUGGGAAUUGGACAAUGGAUAAUCCUUCACCAACCUGUCGGUGUAGUGAUAAUACUAUAAAGAAGAUGCUUCCUGACUGUCCUGCAGCUGCUGGUGGACUUCCACCUCCUCAGAUUAAACUGAACUCCACAGACAUCCUCCAGAACCUGUCCGGCAGAAAUGUGACCGAUUACCUUGUGAAAACCUAUGCGCAAAUCAUUGGGAGAAGUUUAAAGAACAAAAUGUGGGUGAAUGAAUUCAGGUAUGGAGGAUUUUCACUUGGGGGAGAAAACUCUCCGUUGCUACCAUCACAGGAAGAAGUCACUCAAGCCAUACUCCAUUUAAAAAAGGCACUUGCAUUGACACAGGGUAGUGCUUCUGACCGCUUUAUGAGCCGACUCUUGAAAUUUAUGUCAGGAUUAGACACGAAAGAUAACGUAAAGAUUUGGUUUAACAACAAAGGCUGGCAUGCCAUCGGAGCCUUCCUGAAUGUCAUGAACAAUGCUAUUCUCCGUACUCGGUUAGGGGAAGGUGAAGAUCCCAGUGCAUACGGAAUCACCGCCAUCAAUCAUCCCCUCAAUCUGACCAAAGAGCAGAUCUCUGAGGUGGCUCUGAUGACCACUUCCGUGGAUGUUCUGGUUUCUAUCUGUGUGAUCUUUGCCAUGUCCUUCGUGCCGGCAAGUUUCGUUGUUUUCCUGAUUCAGGAGCGGGUCACCAAAGCCAAGCACAUGCAGUUCAUCAGCGGAGUGAAACCAGCCAUCUACUGGCUAGCUAACUAUGUGUGGGACAUGUGCAACUAUGUGGUUCCUGCCACUCUGGUCAUUGUUAUAUUUAUCUGUUUCCAACAAAAAUCAUAUGUGUCUUCCUCGAAUCUGCCCGUGCUGGCUCUGCUUCUCUUCCUCUAUGGAUGGUCCAUCACACCUUUGAUGUACCCAGCAUCAUUUGUGUUCAGGAUCCCCAGCACUGCCUAUGUGAUACUAACCAGCGUUAAUUUGUUCAUUGGUAUUAAUGGCAGUGUGGCAACUUUCGUAUUGGAGCUGUUUAGCAACAAUAAACUGAAUAGCAUUAACGAAGUCCUGAAAUCUGUGUUCCUCAUCUUUCCCCACUUCUGUUUGGGCCGUGGGUUGAUUGACAUGGUGAAAAAUCAGGCCAUGGCAGACGCCUUAGAACGAUUUGGCGAGAAUCGUUUUGUCUCCCCACUUUCCUGGGAUCUAGUAGGAAGGAACCUGUUUGCUAUGGCUGUGGAAGGAGUGGUUUUCUUUUUCAUCACUGUUCUGAUUCAGUACAGAUUCUUUAUAAAACCAAGGCCCACAUCUGUAAAACUUCCAGUUCUAACUGAUGAAGACGAGGAUGUGGCCAAGGAAAGGCAGAGGGUCUUGAGUGGUGGAUGUCAAAACGACAUCCUGGAACUGAAAAGUCUGACAAAGAUUUACAGGAUGAAAAGGAACCCUGCAGUGGACAGACUUUGUGUUGGAAUCCCACCAGGAGAGUGUUUUGGGCUGCUUGGGGUGAAUGGUGCUGGGAAAACAACCACCUUCAAAAUGUUGACCGGAGAUAGUUAUGUGACAGGAGGAGAAGCUUUCCUUAAUGGCUACAGUAUUUUAUCUAACAUGCAAGAAGUCCACCAGAACAUGGGUUACUGUCCUCAGUUUGAUGCCAUCAAUGAGCUUCUUACUGGCCGGGAACAUCUAGAGCUAUAUGGACUCCUGCGUGGAAUUCCUGAGAAAGAGAUUUGCAAGGUUGCUGAAUGGGGAAUCCGAAAGCUGGGAAUUAUUCGAUAUGCAGAUAAAAGGGCUGGCAACUACAGCGGUGGCAACAAGCGCAAACUCUCAACCGCUAUGGCACUGCUUGGGGGUCCUCCUGUAUUAUUUCUGGAUGAACCCACAACAGGGAUGGACCCAAAGGCUCGGAGAUUUCUGUGGAACACAAUUCUUAGUAUUGUGAAAGAAGGGAGAUCAGUGGUCUUGACGUCACACAGCAUGGAAGAGUGUGAGGCUUUGUGUACUCGAAUGGCCAUAAUGGUGAAUGGCAAAUUUCGAUGUCUUGGCAGUGUGCAGCAUCUCAAAAACAGAUUUGGAGAUGGCUAUACGAUAAUUGUGAGGAUAGUUGGUCCAAACCCAGAUCUGAGUCCUGUGGAGCAGUUCUUCAAGCGGGCCUUUCCUGGCAGCAUUCUCAAGGAGAAGCACCGCAAUAUGCUGCAGUACCAGCUGCCAUCCUAUCAAUCCUCCUUAUCAAGGAUCUUUAGUAUUCUCUCCAGCAACAAGGAGAAACUUCAAAUUGAGGACUACUCUGUUUCACAAACCACACUAGACCAAGUUUUUGUAAAUUUUGCCAAGGACCAAAGUGACGAUGACCUCUCAAAAGACAUGUCUAUUCAAAGAAAUGAAACUGUCUUAGAUGUUGCACUCCUGAAUACAUUUUUACAUGACAACAGUGUGAAGGAAAGCUGUGUGUGAGCUGACAAACUGAAUUUCAGACUGAAAAGGAGGUUUGAUUCGUUCAGAAUGGAAACUUCUCGAGGAGAAGGAAGAGAAAAACUGGACACCGAAUACAUGCCAUUCAAUGCAAUCCAAUGCAACAAUUCCACUAUCAUAUGACAAAAUGGUGCCUCUGUUAGUUGUUGAUGAGUACUAGAGGUUAAAUGUAAAACUUGAAUAUCGUUGGUAUUACAACAUGACUUUGUGAAACUCUAGGGCUGUAUUCAAUACCAUAAGUUAUCACGGAAUAUCAGCAAUGUGACAAUCUUGCAGUUAUUGAUUAGUCGUGGCCAGUAAUUGAGUAAGUAAAUCAAUAACUGACACAUAUAUGUGUGUCAACACACUGUCCCGACUCACGUUGUGAUUGAAAUGUACCACAGUCUGGAGUUUUCAGAAUACGUAACCAGAGUCUGGGCAGAUUACAUUUUAAUAAUCCGUGUGUGAGAGACUUGGUAAUUUUUGAAAUAAAAAUUAAUAAAGUAACAUAUUUAUUUACUGAUUGCCGGUGUAACCAGCUAAAAAAAAGGUGUUUACAUAAGUAUUGUAUCCCAACUUAUAAAGUGAAUAUCUACAUCGGCGCGAGAGUUUUCUAAUAGUCAUGUUUAAAGCUCUAUUUUGGCCGUUUCAUUCCAAGCACUUUAUACAGAUGGUUCUGGAACUUUUUUUUUUAAACUGUAAUAUCAAUUAAUCAUUAUUAAAGUGAAUGAAAAUAAUUGGCAAAGCUUGAUGUCUAAAGGCUUGACAUGUAUAAAUUAGUCAUUUUUCUUACAGAAAUGUUGCAAUACCAAAAAAAAGUUUGUGAAAGUAUUAUUGUGUAAAUGCAUUUAUAUAUUGUUUUGAGUUUCUCAUG
Hemiscyllium ocellatum (epaulette shark) is the source of this 7995-nucleotide messenger RNA. RefSeq names its product phospholipid-transporting ATPase ABCA1-like. Gene Ontology annotation, molecular function: ATP hydrolysis activity; ABC-type transporter activity; lipid carrier activity. Lineage: Eukaryota; Metazoa; Chordata; Chondrichthyes; Orectolobiformes; Hemiscylliidae. Gene Ontology annotation, biological process: lipid transport; transmembrane transport. Bases 327 to 7124 code for a protein of 2265 amino acids. Gene Ontology annotation, cellular component: membrane; intracellular membrane-bounded organelle. The transcript has 50 exons. The record is from RefSeq and is a predicted model, not a curated record.